Messenger RNA from Nymphalis io (European peacock), 3931 nucleotides. RefSeq lists its product as uncharacterized. Gene Ontology annotation, molecular function: protein binding. Gene Ontology annotation, cellular component: PRC1 complex. The transcript has 8 exons. The record is from RefSeq and is a predicted model, not a curated record. Lineage: Eukaryota; Metazoa; Arthropoda; Insecta; Lepidoptera; Nymphalidae. Bases 349 to 1521 code for a protein of 390 amino acids.
GUUCCCGAAACAUUUGAAAUAGAAAUCGUACGUUGGAUAGCGAUAAUACAGAUUAUUAAUACCGCGUGAAAUUAUGUUUGAAAUUGGUGACGCGUGAUAUAAGAACUCAACGUUUUUUGUGUUUUAAAAAAUUAUAAUAUGACAGUUGUAUGAAGUAAAAACUUUGGCCACAUGCACGUCGGAUUUUAUUUAAGUUUUGUGCAUAUGAGUGUCUUAAAAAUCAUAGUAUUAUAAUUAAAAUUAUCACGUAAAGUUGAGUGUCAUAAUGUGCUUAUAUAAAUAAAAGUGAAAUGGUUUGUUUGUUAUUUAUAUGUAGUAAAUUAAUAACAAAAUAAUGCAUAUAGAGUGAUGAGAAUGUUUACACCCGAGUUUCAUUUCUCAAGUAAAUUAUUGGAACUGUUAACAAGAGGAAAUGCUCAACGAGAUAGCUUCACCUUCGCUCCUAGUGAUGGUGAAGGUGGCGGGGGUGCGGCGCGGCGGUGCGCGCGCGAUGCGGCGUCGCCCGCGCACGCGCCCGCGCACGCGCACUCGUCGGCGCCCGCGCCGACCGCGGCAUCCUCACACGCCGUUAAGAUUGAACGACUCAGUCCGCACGACUCCACACCUUCCAGGUCCCGUAGCGUGACGCCAUCGACUUCGUCGUAUCCGAGCACGCCGCCUGAGCGCGGCAGCCCGCAUGCGCCGCCUGCGCCUGCGCCUGCGCCUGCGCACCCGCCCCGCAACUAUUCGGACAUCAUGCGCUCGCUCGCAGCUCGGUACAACACACACCAUUCAAAUGAUUACUUCAACCGCCUGAAUGGCUUUGGCGUUGAUAGAUCGCCGGCACCAACGCCAACAGAUUCAAAUGAAGUGCCCGUUGGCGGUCUGUUUGCGAAGCUAAUAAAACAACAGGGUGGCUCGCCCCGGAUUCCAGCCUUUCCCGGCGUGAUUGACAUGAGCUCCACGAAGGCGUUAUUGGCAAUAUCUCGAGUUGGUCGCGGAGGGCGAUCACGCCGUAAGCGAAUCGGUCCUGGUGUAACUGCGGAGCAUUCUCCCCUGGAUCUGUCCGCGGCGGGUGAGAGUGCAGCGAAACGCGCUAGGCUCUCCAUCAGUCCAAGCACAAGGAGUGACGGAGAUGAUCGAGACAGGGUCUCAAAUGAAGAUCGAAGUGAAACACGCGAAUGCUUGUGUGCCGAGGCGCGCGCUCGUCUCUCCGCGUGGACGGUAGACGAAGUUUGCGACUUUGUAACUUCCAUUGACAUCUGCGCAGAAUACGCUACAAAAUUUCGCGACCAGAGAAUCGACGGCUCAGGCCUGCCACUUCUUACAGAAGAGCACCUGACGGGCAUGCUGCAAAUGAAGUUGGGUCCAGCGUUGAAAUUGCGUGCCGUGGUCGGGCGGAGAUUAGAGGCCUGUGCUCAGUGUCAAGCGAACACAGCGGCUGCUGCCACGGCCACGGCGACGACCCCGCCCAACGCGCCCAAAAUAAAUGGCACAGCAUUAAAAUCAGAGCCCAGAAGCAACACAACUAGCCCCAGUUAGAAAAACAAAUUUAUAUAUAAUUAGACUGAAUUAACGGGCAAUUUAAGUUACAAGUUUAACCUGGCGAAGGUGGUAUUUGUAUAAUUUAGAUAUUUUUUUUUUUUAAUUUUACGUGGACUUGAAUAAUUUGUAUUGUCUUAACGGUUGGUUUCUACGAACUUUGUUAUGAAACACUGGUAGUUCGCUUUUACAUAGAAUGGAUUUAAUGUUAAUUUUUUGUUCAUUUCAAUUUCUACAAGUAACUUCUCAUUCUAUUCAUUAACGAACCACCGCGUAAUACAUACAUACAAUAGUUAAGCCACAUGUUAAAAUGCAAAAAUUUCUCGAAGUGUAGUAAAAUUUUGUUGUUUUGAGUGAUUUAGUAUUACUUAAAACUUAAUAUUGGUAUCUUUAAAUUCUUUAUAUCGAAUGUUGCCAAUAUGAAAGGGUCCAAUUUUCUAGAAUGUUCCAUGCGAGUUUACUUCAUAAUUCGGGAAAUGAUUUCUCUUCGUCAUUUGUUAUACCGUUACUAAAUUUUAGUCAUUCAGUUCACUAUAGUCUUCCUGUUAAUAGAUUAUGCAUUUAGUUACAAAUUACGACGCUUAGGAUAUCUUAGCGGCUAAGGGUUGUAAAUAAGUUGUUGCCGUCCAAAUGUGUUGUGUCGUUUUAAUAUACAAAUGUAUAUAGUAAAAGUUUUUGAAUGUUUGAAAAAAAAAAUUCACAGAAAAGUUUUUAAUGCCGGAGUAUUUAUUUUUUUUUAAUAUAUUCAUUGAUUCAUUUUAAUUAAUUUUUUGAUUUAAUGUAAAUUUUUAAUCACAUACAAAGUCUUCAUCGAACAAAUAGUUUCGGUGCUAAAAGACCCUGAUAAGAAUAUUUGAAAAUAUUUUAGUAUUUACUUGUAAAUAAUGGCCUUACUGUAAAAAUAUCUAAAUUUGAGGCUACUUAUGUCUUAACUAUAUAAUACAGGGUCGCAAAGUUAGAAACUCUCUGUAUAUAAUUAUAUACGUUUAUUUUAUAGUUAUCAUAUAUUAACAUUUGUCUGUAUGUAUAGCAUUUAUUUACACCACACCUGAAGAAAGCUCAUUAUAGGACAGUGUAAUGUAAUUUCGUCUAGAAAAUACAUAAAUAUGUUAUGACUUUUAGUUAUUAUAUUACUUAUGUAAAAUUGAAGUAACUAUUUGAUAUGCCGCAUAAAUACAAUUAAAUUCCUAUCAUAUGCAACGUAAGUUUGUACAUAUCGACGUUCGAUUUUUGAAUUACAAUAUUUUAUUCUGUAUAAAAUAUACAUUAUUGCAGGGAUAUUAUAAAAAAAUACAAUCUGUGGUAAUCUCCUUAAUUGCCAAAAUAGUAUAUUUGUAACGAUAUACCUAUUUCAAAUUUAAUACAUUUUUUAAUAAUAUUUACGUGACACUGACAAUAAUUUUAAGAAUUAUAAUUAAAAUAAUUACCUAUGUCGAAUUAGAUGAGAAUAUAUAACAAAAAUCCAUGAAACAAUUUUAAUUCAAAUAUUAAAUUGCACAUAGAAUAUAAAAAAUAACCACCAUAUUGAAUCAUUGAUAGCAUAUUUAUAAGUAAAAUAUAAGUGAAAGGUGCUGUUUUGACGCAAAGUUACAUACAAUUCGUGCCUUAUUCCAAGUCUUCCUCGUAUUAUUAUCAAAUUAUAUUAUAAUUUUUUAAUAUUCUUUCUCAAAGUAUUACGGUUGUAUGCUUUAAAUUGGAUGAUAAUAAUACAAUAAAUAAUAGUUAAUAAGGAUAUAACGGACUAGUAACUGCUAUUCGUUAUUAUUAUAGAAUUGAUAUAUGCAGCUUUUGUUAACAUAUGUACUUUAAUGUGAAAUAGUGACUUACAUUUGUGUAAAUUUCGUGUACCUUAUUUUGUUUUGAAUGUUUGAUGUGUGUGUAAAUAAUGUCGAUCGACUUAAAACUGAUAUUUCAUUAAAAAUGUAAAUAAAAGUAGCUUGCUUGUAAAUUGAUAAUAGGGAUGAAUACACCGUACGUCAAAGUUCUUGUUUUUUUUUUUUAAUUAAUCAACAAUAGCUAGAAUCACUACCUACUUGUUGUACGGCGUAUUUUCUUUGUUAUCUACAAUACCUAACAUAAUUUCCAAUUUAAGCUGAGCAUGCUACUUAAAAAAAAAACAAUAGUCUUAUAAAAAUAUAAAUAAAUACUUUUUCUUCACUGUAUUCAAUAACGCAUUACAUUUAUUUUUUAUCUGUGACAAUAAUUAUUCUAUGACAGCUGUGGUGUUCGGUUUUGUGUAUGGCAAGGUUUUAGUCACUUGUUAAUUUCCUUAAUUAGGUACUUACUUUAUUUUAAGAUUGUUUAGUUAUAAUUUCGGAUAAAGUUCAAUCCGAUUUUAAGUAUUUAUGUGAAAAGAAUAAAACAAUGAUUUAUUCAAUACUCUUUUCUUAUUUUUUAACCUUACAAAGUA